GUGGAAAACGGGAAGCAGUAACCAAGAGGAGAGGAAGAAGAGCUGAGUAUAAUGAGACCGCUGCUGCUGCGCUCCUCGCUCGGCUGCCUGGCGACACUUUUCGGCUCAUUUUCCGCCUCCGGAAACAAACUGGUGACACAAGCAGCAGCGGGUCCUCAUCUGCUUUAUUUCAGAAAAAUGCAUUAUCAAACGGAAGAGCGAGGACAUCUCCAUUCUCCUGACUACCGGAUAUAUUUUAAAACCUCUGAAGGAAAAUACAUCUCACCAUUCCAUGACAUCCCACUUACAGCGGAGACAGAACAGGACAACAAUGUGCCAGCUAAAAAGUCCAAGAAGAAUGAAAGUGAGGUCCUCUUUAACAUGAUAGUGGAGGUUCCUCGAUGGUCGAAUGCUAAAAUGGAGAUUGCAACAAAGGAACCGCUGAACCCGAUCAAACAAGAUGUAAAGAAAGGAAAGCUCCGGUACGUUGCCAACGUCUUUCCUCAUAAAGGUUACAUUUGGAAUUAUGGGGCACUUCCACAGACAUGGGAGGACCCAAACCACACAGACAGCGAAACAAAGUGUUGUGGUGAUAAUGAUCCCAUUGACGUUUGUGAGAUCGGCACCCAGGUGUGCUCUCCAGGUCAGGUGAUCCAAGUAAAAGUGCUCGGCAUCUUGGCCAUGAUCGAUGAAGGCGAAAUGGACUGGAAGGUCAUCGCUAUCAAUGCUGAGGACCCAGAUGCCAAACACAUGAAUAGCAUAGAGGAUGUCCGAAAGAGCCGGCCUGGUCAUUUAGAGGCCACAGUCGACUGGUUUAGGAAGUAUAAGGUGCCUGAUGGAAAGCCUGAGAACCAAUUUGGAUUCAAUGGACAAUUCAAAGACAAGGACUUUGCAGUUGAGAUCAUUAAGUCCACCCAUGAGCACUGGAGGGCACUAGUGCAAAAGCAGGCGAACAGCGGAGGGAUUGAAUGUAAAAAUAUCUCCUGCUGUGAGAGCCCUUUCAAAUGCAGCGCAGAGGAGGCCAGAGACGUGGUGAAAUCGGCUCCUGCAUUUGGCAGUGCACAUCCAGUCUCUCCAGAGGUGAACAAGUGGCAUUUUGUCUGAAGCCCUGAAGACAUAUUUGGAAAUCAGCAAAACAUCUUAACAUCGUAUGAUGCAGCUGCAUCUGGAUUUUUUUUGUUAAGGACUCAUUCUCAGCUGUAUAAAGUGCCAUCUAUGUUUAUAAUCCAUUAAUUUGCUGGAAAAAUAAAGAUUCUAAUACAAAGUACCUUAAAAA
Messenger RNA from Plectropomus leopardus (leopard coralgrouper), 1255 nucleotides. It is a transcript of the gene ppa2, whose product is annotated as inorganic pyrophosphatase 2. Gene Ontology annotation, biological process: phosphate-containing compound metabolic process. Gene Ontology annotation, cellular component: cytoplasm. The record is from RefSeq and is a predicted model, not a curated record. NCBI's taxonomy places the organism in Eukaryota, Metazoa, Chordata, Actinopteri, Perciformes, Serranidae. Gene Ontology annotation, molecular function: magnesium ion binding; inorganic diphosphate phosphatase activity.